AUGCCCCCGGAAUCCAUAUAUUCUGGAAAGGGUUCAAGUCUUCUCGCCAAGCGUCUCGCUUCGACGACAACUUAUAAACCUGGCGCUGGCCGAGUUUCUCCCAGAUCUCGUGGUACUUGGACGACGAUCAAGAUGCGUUUCGCGCUGGCAGCGGGUAUUGGUGCGACUUUGUUGAGGACUGCGACCGCAGCGCUCGAGGCAUGCCCGAAUCUCUCAUCUGCGGAGUAUGAUUAUAUUGUUGUCGGAGCUGGUGCAGGUGGAGGUCCCUUGGCUGCACGAUUGGCGAUAAGCGGUUAUAAAGUGCUGCUCAUGGAUGCCGGUCACGAUGUUUUCAAUGUCAAUACCACCAUCCCUGUGUAUCUUGCACGCUCAAAUGAGGACCCUCAAAUGGCACUUGACUAUGAGGUUCAACACUACCCACCGGGCCAGCCUCAAGUCCAGAAAUGGUACCCACGAGCGGCAGCCAUUGGGGGCUCAACGGUUCACAACGCCCUUAUUCACCUGCGCAAUCACAAUUACGACUUGGAUACCUUGGCCACCCGAUUCAAGGAUUCAAGUUGGUCGGCUAGCAAUAUGAGGAAAUAUUUGUCCGAGAAAAUCGAGAAGAACCAAUAUAUUCCUUCGUUGAUCGGCAAGGCUCUUUCGUAUGGAUACGAUGGGUGGCUGUGGACAGAUUUCCCCCCUCUCAGCCUCCUGCUUUCACCUUCGAACCUUGACCCACAGCUUCUUGAUAUUGUUACGAACAUUAUUACUGCUGUGCUUCCUGUAGGAUUUACAGACUACAACAACAACCUGAACGAUGGGAAAGAGGGGGGAGCUGCAGUAAUUAGCACAAGGGAUGGCAACCACAACCGUUCUUCGGUUCGCGAUCACCUCGUCAACACUCGCACAAAGCUCCCUCAAAAGCUUUCGUUUGCAACGGACACUUUGGCGACCAAAAUCCUAACAUGUGCUGAUUCGACCGGGAAAGCUCGUGCAUAUGGUGUACAGGCUGCGGCUGGCCAAUACCUACUUCCUGUUUCGAGGCAAUUCAAGGGCAAGCAAACUUUGGCAACGAAGCAAUAUACAGCCAAGUACGAAGUUGUCGUUAGCGCUGGGGCUUUCCAGACUCCACAGCUCUUGCUGCUCUCAGGGAUUGGUGACUCGGCUCAGCUGGCCAAGUUUAACAUUCCAACGGUAUCAAACCUUCCCGGCGUCGGGGAAAACUUACAAGAUCGGAUCGAAAUGACAAUCGUCUGGAAGCUCAAGCAAAAUCAUACCAUCCUCAACGGAUGCUUGUUUGGCGACACUUUUGCGGAUCCUUGUCUGAAGACAUGGGCCGAACAAGGUCAUAAUAACGUGUACAGCUCUGGCCCUGGUUUCUGGGCGCACGCAUACAAAUCGUCGUCUGACCUCCCUUACCUCGAUGUUUGGUCCAUGUGGGGGCCUGGGGCAUUCAAAGGCUACUAUAAAGGCUACCCUCUUGAACUCGCGCAGAACAUCGGCAACACCUGGAACAACGUCAUUCUCAAGGCUCAUACUUCAUCCAAGGGCUGGGUCCGUCUCACCAGCUCUAACCCGCAAGAUCUACUCGACAUUAACAAGAACCAAUUCCAAACUGCAGCAGACUUGAAGGAUUUGGAGAUCCUCAAAGAUGCGGUAAAGAAAAGUCGAGAACUUUGGGCGAGCCGCGGAGGGUUGAGCGGGCAUACCGUCGAAGAAGUAUGGCCUGGCUCUGCUGUCAAGACCGAUGAUCAAAUUAGAGAGUUCUUGAGGGAGAAUACGUGGGGUCAUCACGUGUGUUGUACGGCCAAAAUGGGAACAGACGAUGACGCGAGGGCCGUUCUGAAUAAGGAUUUCCAGGUCCGCGGUGUAGGUAACUUACGCGUGGUUGAUGCAAGCUCUUUCCCAGACAUUCCAGGAAUGUUUGUCACGACACCUAUUUACCAGAUCUCUGAGAAAGCAGCUGAUGUUAUGCUUGCUUUCGCCAAGUCCAACAAAUGGACCCCGACUGCUUAA
This is a messenger RNA of Rhizoctonia solani, 1998 nucleotides long. RefSeq names its product GMC oxidoreductase. The transcript has 11 exons. The record is from RefSeq and is a predicted model, not a curated record. The coding region runs from base 1 to 1998 and encodes 665 amino acids. Gene Ontology annotation, molecular function: oxidoreductase activity, acting on CH-OH group of donors; flavin adenine dinucleotide binding. Lineage: Eukaryota; Fungi; Basidiomycota; Agaricomycetes; Cantharellales; Ceratobasidiaceae.